CUUAUUGUAGGCUUUAGUUGCUUAUGUGCUUUUAUGGGUGUUGGAGCAACAUUCAUGUCUGCUCAAAUGGUAAAGCACCUUGGUAUUUUAAAGGCUGGAGCAGCUGGAUUCAUAUUGCAAGCUUCAGUUCUUACAAAGGCGGUCGGCGUCUAUUGGAGUGGAGCUCUUACAAAUCAGACCGCACUUCUGUUUUUGUUGGUUUUAUUGUGUUAUCAAGACUGGGAUACAUGUCGUAUGAAGUAAUCGGGUCACAGAUUCUACAAACCGAGAUCCCGCCUUCUAAAGCAAAUCUUAUCGGGGCAACCGAGGUUUCAAUUGCCAGCUUAGCAGAGUCAACAAUAUUGGGUGUUGUUAUAAUUGCAAACGAUGUAUCACAUUUUGGAUUUUUGGCCACACUUUCCCUUAUAUCGGUGGUGGGUGCAGCAUGGCUGUUUUGCCAGUGGUUGUUAUAAUUGCUAACGACGUAUCACAUUUUGGAAUCU
Molecule: messenger RNA, 482 nt
Organism: Helianthus annuus (common sunflower)
Lineage: Eukaryota; Viridiplantae; Streptophyta; Magnoliopsida; Asterales; Asteraceae
Product: solute carrier family 40 member 2, chloroplastic-like
Exons: 3
Coding region: 24-452 (142 amino acids)
Biological process (GO): iron ion transmembrane transport
Cellular component (GO): membrane
Molecular function (GO): iron ion transmembrane transporter activity
Source: RefSeq, a predicted model, not a curated record